Musca domestica (house fly) is the source of this 1024-nucleotide messenger RNA. RefSeq names its product coenzyme Q-binding protein COQ10, mitochondrial. Gene Ontology annotation, cellular component: mitochondrion. Gene Ontology annotation, molecular function: ubiquinone binding. The transcript has 3 exons. Lineage: Eukaryota; Metazoa; Arthropoda; Insecta; Diptera; Muscidae. The record is from RefSeq and is a predicted model, not a curated record. Gene Ontology annotation, biological process: cellular respiration; ubiquinone biosynthetic process. Bases 94 to 711 code for a protein of 205 amino acids.
AGUACCUAAUACAUCUGCCUUGAUUCCAAAUGUUUGUUUAUAUUUGUUGAUUUGUGACAUUGUAGUAUUAGGAGGCCAUAAAUAAAAAAAAAAAUGUUAAAAACAAUUAGUUUAAGAGCAACGCAAUGCAGCUAUUUGUGCAUUUCUAGUCAAAAAAUUAUCACAAGGGGAUAUGUGCAACAACACCAGACAAGACUGUUUAACAUUGGCAACAUUGUCAAGCGACAGCGGGGUUAUGAGAAAAAGGAGCUAUUGGGAUAUUCUAUGCAGGAAAUGUACUCUGUGGUUUCAGAUGUCACAAACUAUCAACAGUUUGUGCCCUAUGUCAAAAAGUCCCAUGUCCAUAGCAAACAUAACGAUGGCUUUAAGGCUGAUCUAAUUGUGGGUUUCCCACCACUACAUGAAAUAUAUACCUCAAAUGUUACACUGAAAAGUCCCACCCUUGUCACAUCCGAAUGCAAAGAUGGACGCUUGUUUGAUUAUCUACUCAACGAAUGGCGUUUCAGUCCAGGCCUCAAGGAUAUACCACAGUCCUGUCUAUUAGAUUUUAAAGUACAUUUUCAAUUCAAGUCGUUGCUACACAGUAAUAUUGCCAAUUUAUUUUUCGAUUUAAUUUGUGAUCAAAUGGAGCAGGCAUUUGUGGCCGAGGCGAAAAGACGUUAUGGUGAAGCAUCCAUAAAAUCGCAUAUUUUAUCAUCCAAACGAUCCUGACCUUCACCGGGGGAAGGAGGUGAAAAACAAUAAUUAGUAUGUGUUUUUUUGUUAUUAGAGGACAUUAGUUUGUAGGAACCAAUUGACAUUUGAAUGAAAUGCUAAAGAUUUUGUUAAUUGUAAGUUGAAAAAGAGGCAAAUGUGACUCGGAAACCAAAAGAUUAUUAUAUAAAACGAUAUACUUUUCGAAAAAAAUAUCUUUGUGAAACAAUUGUAUAUAUACUUUAACUUUUAUAUCUCUAUAUAUGUAGUACAUUUUUUAAUAAAUAAAAUAAGAUAUUAUUUGACGUUAUGAAAAAUCUGCUUGAUGUAA